This is a messenger RNA of Nicotiana attenuata, 1611 nucleotides long. Its product is annotated as mitochondrial division protein 1-like. Gene Ontology annotation, molecular function: snoRNA binding; protein binding. Gene Ontology annotation, cellular component: small-subunit processome; Pwp2p-containing subcomplex of 90S preribosome. Lineage: Eukaryota; Viridiplantae; Streptophyta; Magnoliopsida; Solanales; Solanaceae. Gene Ontology annotation, biological process: maturation of SSU-rRNA. The coding region runs from base 1 to 1611 and encodes 536 amino acids. The transcript is spliced from 5 exons. The record is from RefSeq and is a predicted model, not a curated record.
AUGACACUAGCCUCGACUAAACCGGAGAAACAGAAAGAACAAGGAGCGGAUAAUGAGGACGAAUACAAUGUCCCGAGAUCUUUCAUACCACCUGAUGACACCGAUGCCACCAAAUCAACGAUCGAGGAGUUGAAGCAGGUUAUAUUAGUCGAGCAUCGAUCGGAUCAAAAGUCCCAUCUAGACAUGAUAGGGAUCCCACCAGAGGUAACCACUCACAAGUUGAUUUUGGAUCCGAAGUUCCAUCUGGUCAAGCAGAAGAGAAGGCCACAGUCCGAGGUCAAACAUGCGUUCAUCAAGGAUGAAGUAUCCAAACUUCUAAAAAUAGGCUAUAGGUUAGAUUGGUGCAUGACUCGAUCUUCUGGAAAAGAAGUGCAACCAUACGAACCUAAAAUUGAGAAACACUUGGGACAGUUGAGGAAGGAUAAAAAUCUCCCCGAUAAUACAGAGAAGGUUGGCCAAUCCUCAACAAACGAAAAUAUGACUGGAGAUGAUGAUAAUGUUGAUUUGGCUACAAUGGAGGCAGCCCCCCCAGAGAGAAAGCUGCAAGGGAUGUUGAAGAAGCAGCACUUAGAGAUGCAUAAAUUGCCUACGGAGAGGGCUCAAAGAAUGGCUCAGAAUCAUCCUUUGGGUGCAUACCAGUUCGGAAACAUAGCUCCCGACCAAGGGAGACCACUUGGCGAUUAUGCCAGACCGAUAGACAGUGGUUAUGCUGAAGGAAGCAUUAGAAUCUGGGAUUCCGAGAAAGGGAUAUGUGAAACCAUACUGAAUGGGCAUAAAGGGACUGUGACGGCCCUUCGAUACAGUAAGCUUGGAUCAUUACUAGCAUCUGGAAGCAAAGAUAAUGACAUUAUUUUAUGGGAUGUCGUGGGUGAGACUGGCCUGUUUCGCCUUCAGGGACAUUAUGAUCAGGUUACUGAUCUUGUUUUCGUAGAUUCUGGCAAGAAACUGGUAACAGCUUCUAAGGACAAAUUUUUAAGGGUACGGGAUCUUGAUACUCAACAUUGCAUGCAGAUUAUAGGUAGCCAUCAUACUGAAAUUUGGUCCAUAGAUAUUGAUCCUGAGGAAAGAUAUCUAGUCACUGGUUUUGCUGACCCCGAGCUUCGCUUCUACACUAUAAAGCUUGAUUUAGCUGAUGGACAAUUGAUUGCUAACGAAAGUGAAACAAGUGCAAAUAAGGACUUGCCUACUGAAAACAAAUGGGAAAUACUCAAGCCAUUUGGUAAACUUCAACGCCAAAGCAAGGAUAGAGUUGCAACAGUGAGGUAUAACAAGUUUGGAAACCUACUGGCUUGUCAAGUUGCAGGGAAGAUGGUGAAAAUAUUCUGUGUGCUGGACGAAUUUGAAUCUAAACGCAAAUCGAAAAGAAGAGUCAGUAGAAAGAAGCAAAAGAAAGCUGCAAAAGAAGGCCUUGAGGCAACGGAAAAAGGAGAGGCAGAUAUUGGAGGCAGCAAUCCUGUUGUUACAGUUCUGGAUAUCUUCAAGCUUCAUCUAGAUGCAACUCCAAGACUUUUGGGAUGGUUUGACACCGGCCUCAUGCAGAACAUUGAACAAUGCAGCAGGAGGCCCGUUGAUGAAAUAGACUCUAGAGGAGAUAGUCACAAUUCUAGAUGA